This is a messenger RNA of Sceloporus undulatus (fence lizard), 1019 nucleotides long. RefSeq names its product olfactory receptor 6N1-like. Gene Ontology annotation, cellular component: membrane. Gene Ontology annotation, biological process: G protein-coupled receptor signaling pathway. The record is from RefSeq and is a predicted model, not a curated record. Gene Ontology annotation, molecular function: olfactory receptor activity; G protein-coupled receptor activity. The coding region runs from base 87 to 1019 and encodes 310 amino acids. Lineage: Eukaryota; Metazoa; Chordata; Lepidosauria; Squamata; Phrynosomatidae. The transcript is spliced from 2 exons.
CUUCGAAUGAAAAGGACUUUUUUCAAAUGAGAACACAAAAACUGACAGACUGAUCCAUCCAAGCCCACAGGUAGCAUUCUAAUUUAAUGGAGACAGAAAACAGAACUGUAGUUGCAGAAUUUGUCUUUCUUCAUUUCACUAGCAUACCCAAUCUGGAGACCACACUGUUUGUGCUGUUCUUAAUCAUCUACAUCCUAUCACUUGUUGGGAACCUGCUGAUUAUAGUUAUUGUGGUGGUGGAUUCACGUCUGCAAACUGCCAUGUAUUUCUUCAUCUGCAAUCUGUCAAUGGUUGAGGUCUGGUACACAACUGUCACAGUGCCUAAGAUGCUGGAGAAUUUGCUAUCAGAGAAGAGGAAUAUUUCCAUUCCAGGAUGCAUCACCCAAUAUUACUUCUUCUUUGCCUUUGCUGCUAUAGAGCUGUUCAUCCUUACAGCUAUGGCUUAUGACAGGUACCUUGCUAUCUGCAACCCAUUACGUUACUCUACCAUCAUGAACCCUAGGACAUGCAGAAAUGUGGCUGUGAUGUGUUGGUUUGUGGGCUUCAUAUGCCCUACCUUUCCAUCCUUCAUGUUAGCUAAGAUUUCCUUCUGUAGUCCCAAUAGGAUCAACCACUUCUUUUGUGAUGCUGGGCAGAUAUUUCGCCUCGCAUGUACUGACACCUAUGCCAUUCAGAUUGUGGGAUAUGGCUUUAGCACUGUCAUUGUAAUGGCUGCUCUUUUAUUCACUCUAGGGUCUUAUGUGCAAAUUGUAGUCACCAUAUUGAAAAUGUCUUCUGCUGCGGCCCGGAGGAAGACAUUCUCUACCUGUGCUUCCCACCUCUCUGUAGUCACCAUUUAUUUUGGGACUCUUAUUUUCAUGUAUGUCCGUCCAGCAGUGAAAUACAAAUCAAACGCCAACAAAAUAGUAGCUGUUUUUUAUGCUGUGAUAACUCCACUGUUGAAUCCAAUGAUAUAUACACUGAGGAAUAAGGAUGUGAAAGAAGCUUUGAAGAAAACAUUCCUCAGAAACAAAUCCUAA